Phragmites australis (common reed) is the source of this 1021-nucleotide messenger RNA. Its product is annotated as U2 small nuclear ribonucleoprotein B''. The record is from RefSeq and is a predicted model, not a curated record. Gene Ontology annotation, molecular function: RNA binding. The coding region runs from base 118 to 819 and encodes 233 amino acids. The transcript has 5 exons. Lineage: Eukaryota; Viridiplantae; Streptophyta; Magnoliopsida; Poales; Poaceae. Gene Ontology annotation, cellular component: U2 snRNP. Gene Ontology annotation, biological process: mRNA splicing, via spliceosome.
AUCAGAAACCAAAAACGCUGUCGCCGCGACCAACACUUCCCGGCCCGAAAGCACCCGCGCGCGCUUGUCUCGAUCCUCCUCGUCUUCGGCGGCGGCGGCGGAGGUCCAGAGGAGGAGAUGCUGUCCGGCGACAUCCCCCCGAACCAGACCAUCUACCUCAGGAACCUCAACGAGAAGGUCAAGAAAGAAGAGUUGAAGAGAUCACUAUAUGCGCUGUGCUCACAGUAUGGAAAAAUACUGGAUUUGGUGGCCUUAAAAACUCACAAACUGAGGGGCCAAGCAUGGGUGGUGUUUAGUGAAAUUACAGCUGCUACCAAUGCCUUCCGAGGACUGCAAGACUUUGACUUUUACGGCAAAAGAAUGCGAGUGCAAUACGCGAAAACAAAAUCUGACUGUAUUGCAAAAGAAGAUGGUACUUAUGCACCUAAGGAGAAAAGGAAGAAGCAAGAGGAGAAAGCUACUGAGAAAAAACGACGAGCAGAAGAGGCACAACAGUCUGGUCCCAAUGCUGCUGCUGCUCAAAGCAAUGAAACUGGCUACCGAGCCUCUCGUCUGGGCAAGACUCCACAAGAGCCACCUGCUCCUCCGAACAACAUCCUUUUCAUUCAGAACUUGCCAGACCAGACCACAAGCAUGAUGCUCCAGAUCCUGUUCCAGCAGUACCCUGGUUUCCGGGAAGUCCGGAUGAUCGAAGCUAAGCCAGGCAUUGCUUUCGUAGAGUUCGAGGACGACAGUCAGUCCAUGGUUGCGAUGCAAGCCCUCCAGAGUUUCAAGAUCACCCCAGAGAAUCCCAUGGCUAUAUCCUACGCCAAAAAAUGAGUGAUCCAUGGGAUGGAUCGCCAAACUGGCCAAAAACCCUGUACUCAGUAAGAUUUUCGCCCUACCUUUCAAAAUGAAGCUGCAGUACCAGCCUCCCGGCCCUGUAUUUUUUGAAAGCACUUGCUUAGUUUAGAAGUUAAAGUCUUGCCAUUUUAAAUCAGAUUUGGCCCUCAGUCUUUAUGUGAACCCUGCCUUUUGCUCU